GUUUCUGCAUGUACUCGGCCAGCAACUGGCCGUCGAGUCCGACGGCCACCUCGCAGCCGACGUGGAGCGGGUGCCAGUGCCGGUUGCCCCAGAACGCCAGGCGCGCGCGGAUCCUGGACCGCACCUUCACCGUCAGCUCCACCCUGCUGCCGGCCUCCACUGCGUCCCGCGCCAUGUCCCCGCUGGCCGCCGACGCCGCCACGCCCUGGAACGCCAGGGCCGACGUCGUCUUGGGUGGCUGGUACAGCGGCGCGGCCGUCAGGGCCUGGCCCUUGACCACGUCGGCGCCGCGGUACUCCACCGAGAGGUAGAACCGGUCGUAGAAGAAGGCGAUGUCCCGGUUCGGGUUGCGGAUGGAGAGCUGUCCCGACAGCAACUCUCUCGAGGCAUGCGGCCAGCAGAUGAACGCUUCUGCAGACACACAUCACGUCACUACGCACGCGAUCGAUGCUAUAUCUCGUUCUUCCUUGACGAUCACAGAACCAGCCGGUUGAUGCAGCAUCUUUGUCAGCCGCAGGAAAAGCCUCUGAAACCGCUGAUCGCUGCCUGCCCUCGGUCGCUUACCGUGCUCGCCUGCUUUUCGUCUCCUUGUGUUCUCAGCGGGACGACGUCGUGCGCGGCCCGGCUUCGAUCGCCAAUGGCGUGCAAGGUGAAAGGGAUCUUCAAGGGCCUCAAGGCCUUCUCCCGGAUCUUCGCGGUGAAGGAGCACGAGAUGGAGAUCGGUUGUCCGACUGACGUGAAGCACGUCGCGCACAUCGGCUGGGACAGCGCGGCGGGCGGCGCGUCUCCGAGCUGGAUGAACGACAUCAUGGCGUCCUCAGACUUGUCGUCCCUGGGCAACUUCGCAGCGCUCACUGGUACCUCCUGGGUUUCUCAAGAUCUCGACAGCCAGCAGCGUGUCGUCGCGGAGAACACCGGCAGGCGAGACCACUCGGCCACGUGCCCCGAUAUUACAAGGCCGCCGAGGAAUCCCGGGACGAAGAAGCCGAGGGACGGCUCGCCGCCGGCGUCGCCACCGUCACCGGCGGCUCGUGUCGACGCUGCUGCAGAUGACGCGCGAUAAUCUGAACUGUGUUGCUCCGGCCUCCCUCCAUUCCGAGUUUGUGUACGCGAGCGCGAGGCUACAAAGAGUCAAAGAUUGCUUGUUUGGUCGUCGUCUGAUCGCCCCCAGCUUUGGCGUCAAAGUAUGUACUAUGUGUUUAUGUUA
This is a messenger RNA of Zea mays, 1207 nucleotides long. RefSeq names its product CRIB domain-containing protein RIC10. The coding region runs from base 389 to 1063 and encodes 224 amino acids. NCBI's taxonomy places the organism in Eukaryota, Viridiplantae, Streptophyta, Magnoliopsida, Poales, Poaceae. The record is from RefSeq and is a predicted model, not a curated record. The transcript has 4 exons.